CCUCCUACACAAAGAGCAACAGUCUGUUCCGUAGCAAAGCGACCGUGGUUGCCUGGCAGAUGCACAUCUGGAGAUCUCUGAAGAGACAUACUUAACUUUUUCCACUGUAACCAUUCCAGCAAGAAAUUUAGGGGAUAGGCGGAGUUAUGUUGCUCUAAUUAUGUACAACUUAAUAACUUGUAUGUCUUUUAUUAUCAUUAUUAUAUAUGGAUUCAUUUUUUUAUUUUUUUUUUAUCUUAUUUUCCAGUCAUAUUUUUGGCUGCACAGAAGCACGUAGGAGGGAGACUGUUGCCUAGGUAAAAAAAAUAAUAAUAAUGAGGACCUAGACCCCUGGGAGAUGAAAUCUGAGGCGGAAUGAGAUUGCCUUGGUGCUUGCGUGUUGGAUGCGGCUUCAUUCGCUCUCUAUUCUCCCCCCUGUCACUGACUGGCCCAGGAAGGAUCUAUCCGUGGUGCUGGAACGCUGCUGGAGAGCUUUGGUAAAGGCUGUGUGUGAUUUCAAAACAGAUAAAGCAAGAGAGAGCAACAGAGAGACAGGAGGGGAGACAACUGAAGGGAUGAUAUUUGCUUCGUCAAUGGUACAGUAGGCUUGCUCUUUGUCUCCUGAUUUACAAGUGAAAAUCCCUAAUUAAUCUGCUGCUGCGGCUUCUGACGGACUAAAGAUCGCAAGCUUACCAAUAUUGGUCGACGGGGGAGGAAUGAUACCAAGCGCCUGUCGAUUCCAAGCCUUAUGUAUCUAAUGGGGACGAGGAAGCGUCUACGGAACGGAAGUCUUUGUUAAAAGAAACAACACAAGCGACAACAACCACAAUAUAGAAAAUGAGUGAUGCUCUAUAUCUGCCAGUGGUGUUAAAUUUUCAUCAGUAUCAUUUUUAUGUCGGAAGAAAUAUGAGCAAAUGAAGCUUACUAGCAAGGCUCCUUUUUCCUGUACAGGUUGCGUCUUUUUACGCUUUGUGGUAAAGUGGAUACAAAUCAUUCACCGGACAUCAACAUAAACCUUGUUUAUACACUGUUUGUGAUGGAGGAUUAACGGAGCGCUGGUUUGUUUUCUUGCAAAAUCACACCUGCUGCGAGUCGCUGCAACGAUUUUGCAUGCUGCAAGCUCGGAGAUGGCCAUCGUCGGCUUUUCAGCCACCCGGGAUUCAAAUGAGCAGUUGUCCGCCUUUCCUCAUCAAAAACAAACACUUCAAAACUGAACCCUUUAAUAUUUUUUAAGCAGCAGCUUACAAAUGGUCGGUCUCCUAUGGUGCUGAAAAAUUCUGUUGUUCAUAUACAGAAUCAAACUGGAGAAAGGGCUCCACUAAGAAGAAAUUAACUCCUUUCUGUUUGCACUUCAGUGUCUGCAGAGAUUCUGCAUCAUUUUCAAGAGUUAUUACAUUGCCUCUGAAGAAAAAUGAAUACAAAAGAGGAAGAAGCCACUUUGACUCAGUUUUUUCAUUAUGUUGAAGACCAAGGGCUCCAAGCUUAUGACAGCCUGGUCAUACAGAAUGCUUCAGACAUUGCUCGAGAGAGCGAUCGAAUGAGGAAUGAGACCAACUUAGCUUACCUGAAAGAGAAGAAGCGGAGACAAGAAGAGGCAAUUAAACGAAUUGGAGAGGAUGUUGGGAGAGGAAGUGACGGCGGGUAUAUGGGGAAACAUUUCCGUAUGGGAUUUAUGACAAUGCCGGCCCCUCAGGAUCGUCUGCCUCACCCUUGUACGGGUGGCUUUACUGUCCGUUCACAGUCACUUCACUCUGUUGGUGGCGGGGAAGAUGACAGUUGUCUCGGCUCUCGUAAACAGCCACCACCAAAACCUAAGAGGGAUCCCAGCACUAAGUUAAGCACUUCAUCAGAGACAGUCAAUGCCCCUGUUCCUUGUAAAACUGGGAAGGAUCUGGAUAUAAAUGAUGCACUGUCAAAGCAAAGACCACACAGUGAUGAAUACGCAAAGAAAAUCCCACCCCCAAAGCCGAAGAGGAAUCCAAACACUCAGUUAAGCACAUCGUUUGACGAGUCUUACAUCAGGAAUCAUGGUGCCAAGAAGUCCUCAAAGAAAGAAAAGUCAUCUUCACAGACACAAAGUCCUGCCAGAGACACUGAUGAGGAUGAGCCUGUGUACAUUGAAAUGGUGGGAAAUAUUCUGAGGGACUUCAAGAGAGAUGAUGAAGACCAAAGUGAAGCUGUCUAUGAGGAAAUGAAGUAUCCUAUUUUCGAUGACCUUGGCCCAGACUGUAAGUGGCCCAGUAUUUAUAGUUCUGAACACAUAAGUUAUUCUUCUCAGUGUGCUACUCCUACAGUGCCUGACUUGGAGUACACUAAGUACUCAGUGCCAUCAACCCAAAAGGGCAUUAUUUGUGACAUCCCUGCUCCUUUUCCAAAUCUUCUCUCACACAGACCACCACUGCUGGUAUUUCCUCCAGCCCCAGCACAGUGUUCACCAAACUCGGAUGAAUCCCCUUUAACUCCCUUAGAAGUUACCAAGCUGCCUGUGCUGGAAAACGUCUCUUAUAUAAAACAACCUGGAGCAUCACCAUCCUCUUCCUCUCCUCAGGCUUCUACACAUCAAAAAACUGAUAAAGAGCUCCCUCCAACACAUACCAUCACAGCUUCCGGGCGCUCCUCGGCACCACCCCUUCCUUCUGCACUCUAUAAAUCCUCAGCUUCUGCACAUGGGUAUCCAAGGAGCCAUUCUGCCUGUCCUUCUCCUGUCAGUAUGGGUAGGUCUCUGACCCCCUUAAGCCUCAAGAGACCUCCUCCCUAUGACUCAUUACAUUCAGGAAGUAUCCCAAGAAGCUCAUCCUCAGUGCCUCACUCACUAAUCAAAAACUCUUCGCAGGAGGGAGCCAAGCUAGCUAACUCUUCCUCUUGUACUCACGGCUCAAUGCAAAAUGUGUCACGGUCAAGAACACCAACCAGUCCGUUAGAUGAACUCACAAGCCUUUUUACCUCAGGACGGAGCCUCUUGAGGAAAUCUUCCAGUGGCAGGAAAUCCAAGGAGCCAACAGAGAGUGAAGCAAAAAUUAGGAGCCACAGCACUGAGCCUCUUCCUAGGCAUGAGAGCAAAGAUCGAGGGAUGACAGGGACAAUGAAGGCCCAUGAGUGGGAUGGUGUACCUGAACAGCCACCAGCAGGACCAGGCAGUAGACUGGGGAGGUCAUCGGUCAGUCCGACACUAAUGCUGGGCAACAGUAGUUCAGAAUCCAAAGCUGUUUGCAAACUGGGUCGAUCAGCUUCUACAUCAGGUGUUCCUCCUCCCUCCGUCGCACCCUUCAGACAAAGUGGUGAGGUGCAGCAGAGCCAGGUGUCACAUAUUCAGUGGAUGUACGGGGACAACACCAUGAUGGAAAUGAUUGAAAAGAAGCGGUGUCUGUGUAAGGAGAUCAAGGAGAGGCAGAAACCUGACAAAGGCCUUUGCAAACAAGAAAGCAUGCCCAUUCUGCCAAGCUGGAAAAAGAACAAUGGGACUAAGAAAUACAGUCCCCCUCCUUAUUCGACGCAAACUACUGUGUUUUGGGACACAGCCAUAUGACAAUGUCCUGAGUGAAAAGGACAAUAACCUUUGGCAAUUAACCUUUGAACUACACAGGUAGAUCAAAGGUUGUCUUUAUAGGGAGACAUUUGGGCCUGAAGAGGCUGUUAUCUGACUGCCCAUCUGGGCCAUAUGGAAAAUGAUUGAUCGGGUGUCCAAAUGUAGCAAUUGUAUAUCUGAGGGUGCAAAAUUAUCAUGUUUUCUUAUUACGGUUUAUAUUGCAUAUUUUUCUAUUUGAAUAAAUGUCUUAAUAUGAAAAUUUGCUUAGUAUUGUUAGAUAUUUUGUAUGCAGAAUACAUAGAUAUAGAGUGAUUCAAUAUGGUUUUGUUAUAAACUCUUUUAGCUGUAUUUUAUGUUUCAAUGGGUCAUCAUCAUUGCCAUCCCAGCACCACCGUUGUCAUGGUCAUUUGCUCAUUCCAUAAAAGUGAGUCUCUCUAUUGAAAUAGUAAAAUCAACAAGUCAUGUCACUUUUUUUAUUACGCUCAAAUGUCAAUUUGCUACAGUGAUAUGAAAAAAGGAACUAUUUUAAUGAGCAUAUAUUUUGAAAUGUGUUGAAAAUCUUAUUUUAAAAUUUAUAAUCUUUGAAACAGCUUGCUUUUUACUAAGACAAAUCAGCCCCAAUUGUGGGAAAUGUAUAGUUUUUAUUGAGUGCGGUUGUCCAACUCUCCGAUGUUAUGUGCUCUGGCAUUUACUCAUUUACAAACUAGUGCAAUUACCUUGAAAAUCAAAUUAUCAAACAAGAAGAGGCCAUGCCACCUCCACCCUAACAUUGGGUGGCUCAGGUGUCUCAAGCAAAUUUUCUUUUUUUUCGCUCCAGGAUCUUCCUUAGUAAGCAACAACAUCAAUGCAUAUUGAGUGAACCUGAAAAUCAGCAUUAGCUUGCAGUGUCUUGCCUCAUCUAUCCAUGCUUGCCUGUGCCAAGGAGCGAGAAGGACUGGGUCUUUCUUUUAGUUGCCUCUGGAAGGGAAAGGGCAUUUUGUUCUUGACGUGUUUCUCAUAUACUUUUGACUACUUUGCUUGUUUGAUCAAAAGCAGAGGUUUCUCGGUUUUGCUACCAUGUGUCCAUGAACGUUUCCUAACACGUUUCACAAGCCUUGGUGUAUCAUCAUCAAGACCUUCUAAUGCCAUUUAUGUUGCCUCAUUGUUAGGGUAAAUUUGCAAACAAACUCAAACUUGAUGGCAAUUAAUGAGCAAGUGAAAUGUAAAGCAUCCCGAUGCAUGGGGUAUACCUCUCCUUCCCAGGUAGAUCUUCCCUAUGAGCAAAAUUUGUUGAUUACUUUGGUCAUCUGUGAUACCACUGACAUCUGUAUGAACCUAAAGAGUACAGUUAUGGUGCUUUCUUCUGUUAAAGGCACAAUUCUUCUCAAAGCCCCCAUUAGUUAUAACUUUUGAUCCUGGAAGUUAUGCAGGUAAACCUCAAUGUUAGCUUCACAGUAGUUGGACCCUUGUCUGGCACUUUCAGGUUGGAGCCCCACAUCUGUCAUUGUUUUAUACUCUUAAUAUGUUGGCUCAAAAAGCGCACAGGUGUAUUUAUUGUAUUGUAAAAACAGAAAGUUGUGCUGUGCACAACAAAAUUACAACAAUGUGGAGAUUGACGGGUGCACUAUAUUUAAGUCUUCAGUAAAUGAGUUCAUAAAUCUACAAAAGGCUGUAAUGAUUUACUGACUGUCGACAAGUCGUGUCACUAACCAAUGCUUUUCUUUGAAUUUCUGGCUGCAGUCAAUUUUUCUUUUUUCUAUAACACUCUGACAUAAAUAUUAAAACUAACAAAGAGACUGUGGACACUGUAAUUUCUUGAAUCUCGGAGGAAAAAAAUUGCCAAAAAAAAAUGAAUUUCACAGCUAUCAUGAAAUGUUUCAUGUGAGCAUUCCUGACACUGUGGUACCCACUGAUCUCCUCAUGAAAAUUAUUGUCUUGUACUAGUCUAAGCUACAAGAUGUUCAUGUUUGUGGAGUGUCCUGAAUUUUUUCUCUGCCUUUCAAGUUCUGAAGCUAGCAUUGUCUUAAAUGUUAGGCAGUUUUUUCAAGCCACCAAUGCUACCUUCCCCAUUUCAUGAGCAGUAUAACAAAGAUAUUGUAUGUGCACCAGUUAAAACUAAUAUUGUGGCUCAGUUACUUUUCAGUUUUGCUUUGUAUGUUGUGUAGAUUGAAAUUACAAGGCAGGGCACAAAAAAAAAUCCACAUCUUAAAACUGUAGCCCACAGUCUGAGAGCUUUAAGCAAAUGGAAACAGGGUUUUUUUUCUGAUUUUAUUUUAUUCAUAAAAACACUCCUAAAUAUUGGAGGUAGACAAAAUAUCGAUGUUGCUUAUAAGUGUGUGAACUGAUAGGUAAACUGAAUAAUGCAUGACUGCUUUUUCUCCUCAGCAGAAAGUAAUUUCAUAUUCUGGAGGAGGUCUUUUUAUAAAAAAAGAUAAGACUUGAGUCUGCUUUGUCAUUGUAAAGCUCUGCUCACAAUGGACACCCAUCUAAAACUUGUUGUCUUGUUGCCUUGAGGAGACCAUGGUUCACUGUGACUUUAUCAAGCCAGUCACUUUGGAGAAAAACAACAAAAGACUAGCAUUAAGGUUGGUUGCCUGUAUCACUGUAAGGUUACAUUAUUAGGAUUAAAUCUAACUCUUUUUUUUACCUUUACUCUAACAGCUGUGCUGUUUAUUUUAUAGCUUAAAGCUGAAAAUAAUCAAACUAACAAGAAAAUCGCUCAUUAAUUGACUGAUACAGCCAACUUAGUAACCUGGUUACUGUACUACCAAAAAUAUUGCAAAUCAUAACAAUGUGUGCAAUUGUUAAAUUAAAGCUUUGACAAGCAGCCUCUUAUUAAACAGAACAAUUCCUGCCUAAUUUGUGUUUCCGAGUUUAGUAUACAAUAUCCACGGUUACAAAAUGAUUGUUUAGCAUUCACUCUUCUGUUUCUCAGAGUAAUGAGUUUUAAUAUAAUAGUGUAAAAUUUAUUUUGUGUAAAGUGCACUGUGAAUUAUAAGAAAAAGCACAGUAAUGUCACUUUUUGUCUUUAUUGCACUGAAAGUGUUUCCUUUUUUUAAAUUUCUAAACAUGUUGAAAAGUAUGCUUAAUUGUACCACUGUUUUCUUUUGAGAAUUUACAGAUUACUAUGAGAGAAAUAAAUACCUAUUUGCUUUUUAUUGGUAUGAAGUGCAAAAUCAUUUUAGACUCUUGUGUGCCAGAUCUGACAGCCAGCAAGAAACGGAUG
Molecule: messenger RNA, 6710 nt
Organism: Polypterus senegalus (gray bichir)
Lineage: Eukaryota; Metazoa; Chordata; Cladistia; Polypteriformes; Polypteridae
Gene: nyap2a
Product: neuronal tyrosine-phosphorylated phosphoinositide-3-kinase adaptor 2a
Exons: 7
Coding region: 1391-3505 (704 amino acids)
Biological process (GO): phosphatidylinositol 3-kinase/protein kinase B signal transduction; neuron projection morphogenesis
Source: RefSeq, a predicted model, not a curated record